UGGAUACAGGGGCUACCUAUUCUCUACUGCCUUCCUACUCAGGACCUAACAUACCUUCCCAGGUUUCAGUCAUGGGGAUUGAUGGAAAGCUCUCCUGUCCCAACCAAACUCAUCCCUUAGCCUGUGUCCUUGAGGGAAACCCCUUCUCCCACUCCUUUCUAAUCAUACCCUCAUGCCCAGUCCCCUUUUUAGGAGGAGAUAUUCUCCAGACUGUAGGGGCCACCCUCCAGGUCACUGGCUCCCCACAUUCAAGCCCAUCCUUUGCCCACCUCCUGUUUUCCUAACCAGUAUCACGCCCUGUCUUGACCCCUCACCUCAACCCCCUAUCCCUCCUAAUGAAGUUAAUCCCUUGGUAUGGGAUACCUCCAAGCCUGUUGUGGCCAGACAUCACAUACCAGUUAAAAUACUUCUCAAAAACCCUACCCACUUACCUUCACGUCCUCAGUUUCCCAUCUCAAAAACCCACCACCAGGGCCUAAAGCCUAUCAUCACCCGACCUCUGGCCCAGGGACUCCCUAUCUUACUGGUUCAAAAGUCGACUGGUGACUACUGCCUAGUUCAGGACCUGGACCUCAUCAACGAGGUGGUGGUACCCCUCCACCUGGUGGUCCCCAACCCAUACACCUUAUCCAACAUUCCCUCCACUACCUCUCAUUUUAUGGUUCUUGACCUCAAGGACGCCUUCUUUACUAUUCCCUUUCACCCAGAGUCUUACUUCCUCUUUGCCUUCACCUGGACCGAUCCUGACACCAACCUGUCACAGCAGCUCGCCUGGACGGUCCUGCCCCAGUGAUUGAGACAGCCCCGAUAUUUUUGGACAAGCCUUAGCAGCUGACCUUAGUUCCUGCUCCCUCCCCAGUAUGUGGAUGACCUAUUACUUUGUAGCCCCUUCCUCUCCUUGUCUCAACAGCACACUACCACUCUCCUUAACUUUCUUGGAUCCCAGGGGUACCAGGUAUCUUACUCUAAAGCACAGUUGUCAGUCACCUCAGUAGUCUACUUAGGCAUUUGCCUCACCCCCAAAACUUAAAGCCUAACAGCCAACCGCCAGCAGGCAGCUCUUUCACUGCAGCCCCCAGAGACUGCAGCCCAGAUUCUCUCCUUAGGAUUUGUAGGAUUCUUCCGUCACUGGGUACCUAAAUUUGCCACUCUAGCUAAACCUCUGUAAUGUGGUGGCUAAGGACACACCCACGGGACCCCUCUCUCAUCCUGGAGUUGUAAAACAAGCUUUCAAAACUCUACAAAUUGCUCUGUCCAUGGCACCUCCACUUCAACUGCCAGACCUUAUCCAUCCCUUCUACUUGUUUACUGACGAGAAACAAGGUGUUGCAGUUGGAGUCCUAACCCAACCCCUAGGUCCUGUGUAUCGUCCUGUAGCAUAUUUAUCAAAACAACUUGAUCCCACAGUCAGGGGAUGGCAGCCUUGCCUGUGGGCCCUGGGAGUGGCAACAGAACUUACCAAAGAAUCCCUAAAACUUACCUUGGGCCAGCCCAUCUUGGUGUUCUCUCAUCAGCUAACUGACCUUCUCUCUCACAAAUCCCUCACUCACCUAGGACCCUCUCGCCUACAGGAGUUUCUUCUACUCUUUAUUGAAAAUCCUUCAGUCAGCCUUCAUCCCACUUCUUCACUCAACCCAUCUACUUUGCUUCCCCUUCCAUCCCAUUCCCCCUCCCCAGCCCAUUCCUGCCCUGAACUAAUAGAUGCAUUUGCUAAACCUCGGGAGGGCCUGUCUGACCUUCCCCUAUCUAACCCAGGCUUUACCUUUUAUGUAGAUGGGAGUUCAAUAGUGACAGCCGAGGGGCGGCAAAAAGCAGCCUAUGCAGUAGUCACUGACUCAGCCACCCUUGAGGCAUGUCGCCUCCCCGAUGGAACCACCUCACAAAAAGCAGAGCUCAUUGCCCUGACCCGGGCUCUCACCCUAGCACGGGUAAAGCGGGCAAAUAUCCAUACCGAUUCAAAGUAUGCUUUCCUUAUUACCCACUGUCAUUCUGCCCUCUGGAAAGAGCGGGGAUUACUUACCACCAAGGGGUUCCCCAUAAUCAAUGAUACCCAAAUCUCUAAUCUCCUACAGGCCCUGUCACUGCCCAAAGAAGUUGCUGUCCUUCACUGCCGAGGGUACCAAGCCCAGCAGGAUGCUGUUUCCCAGGGCAAUGCAAGGGCAGACGCAGCAGCAAAAUCCUUAACUAAUACCAGGCCAGCCCCCACUCCAGUCCUUUUCCUCACCACAGCCAUGCCGCCAAUUUACUUGCCAUCAGAGAAACAGGCCCUCAUAUUAAAAGGGGGGACCAAGUCUGGUCAGGGCUGGAUCUUCCUAGACAACAAAAUCGCCCUUCUCCAGGAACAGGUCCCAAAGGUCAUUGCUGAAAUCCACGAAUCCUUACAUAUAGGGCCCAAAGCAUUGCACCACUUCGUGCAGCCCCUCUUUUUCUCACCAGGUCUGCAACAGACAAUUGAGCAAGUACACAAGGCAUGCGUUACCUGCUCUAAGGUCUCGUCUCAGGGAGGCUUAAGGCCACAGUUUCCUACCUACCAAAUGUGUGGCCACCUGCCAGCCCAAGACUGGCAGAUUGAUUUUACCCAUAUGCCCACUCAAAAAUCUCUGCUACUUUCUAACCUUUGUAGAUACCUUUUCUGGAUGGAUUGAAGCCUUUCCCAUCUCCCGGGAAACUGCAGACAUGGUGGCCUCCCUCUUAAUUCAGGAAAUCAUCCCUCGUUUCGGCUUACCAGGAAAUAUCCAGUCAGACAACAGUCCAGCGUUUACAGCUUAGGUGGUCCAGCUGGUCACCAAGUCUCUCAACAUCUGGAAACUACACAUCCCCUACCACCCUCAGUCGUCGGGUAAAGUUGAACGGGCUCACAGCAUCCUCAAAGACCAUUUGGCCAAACUUACUAUUGAGGUAAAACUCUCCUGGCCCACACUCCUGCCUCUUGCUGUAACCUGGGUCAGCCCCUUUGAAUUGUUGUACAGCUGGCCCUUCCUGGUCUCCCAUAAUCUCCUGGUACAGCCACCUCCCCUAGCCUCCUACCUCCCCUAUUUCUCUCUCCUCCGCCACUUACUCAGGGAGCACGCAGACCUCACCCUCCCAGUUGUUCCAGGACCAGAGGACUUCCACCCAGUGAUGCCUCUCCAACCAGGCAACAGCGUUCUCUUCCGAGAACUCAAACCAGGAUCCUUGCAACCCAGGUGGUCGGGACCUCACAUUGUUAUCCUAACCACCCCCACAGCAGCCAUACUCCUAGGCCACACUCUGUGGUACCAUGUGUCCCACCUCAAACUGGCCCCCCAAAAUAAUCAGUGGAAAUCUGAACCCUUGGGCCCCACUUGCCUCCGCCUCACCUGUAACCCCUACCCAUCAACUCCUAACCCUUCAAAUUCUCCUCCUAAGAAUCCUUCUGGGGUCCCCUCUUAAAGCCAACUCCUACUCUAUCUGGCAGUUCUACCUUCAGGAGUCCUGGACGGAAGACCCCACUACUAAAACCCAAUACCUUGCCCAAGCAGAUUGCCAGCCCGCAGGCUGCCAAUAAGCCAUAAAAUUUGAAUUCCCAAAAUCCAAGGCCAAUACUAUCAUAAACUCCUGGAAUAACUUUGGCCUCUGCUUUCUAAAUGACCAAACCAAAGACUCCUGUCAUUUGUGGAACGAUACCUAUGGUGGAUGCCCGUAUGCUUCUUGUGUUAUACACACAACCUUCAGAACAGACACCACCCCAAAAAGUAGAAUGCUCUUUGCCAAUGACCAAGGUAAAGUGUCCCUUAUCCACGAUCCCUGGGAAGCCUGCUGGGAAAAGGGUACUGCAGGUAAAAUAUAUACCAGGUUUACAGACAGCCACCCCAGUGGUACGUGGCUAAUAUUUUGGUCCUAAACCCGCAUUGUGCCGGUGGAAAUAGACUGACUUAAGUUGUUAAGCAACACCAUCCUGCAGAAUGAGGCCACCUUAACUAAUCAACUCAAGCCCUCGAGCAACACUCCCCAGCCUUUCUCUUGGUUAACGCUAGUACAGCAAGGUGUUAACAUGUUGAGCUUAACCGAAGCCAAAAACUUCACUAAUUGCUUUUUAUGUGCCUCCCUUAACAAACCCCCCUUAGCAGCAGUUCCCCUCCGGACCGGGUUCGGCCAGUCACAAUCACCCAGGGGGCCUGAUACCACCUUAACAGGUAUCCCCUUGUUCAAAGUACAUUCUCAAAAUCUCUCUCUGCUAUGGGACAGCCAGCAGCCCCAGCCUCAGGUGCAAUACCAUGGUAGAAGUAAAAUCCUCCCUUUACCUGCCUCCAGGAGGAUUAUUUUGGUGUAAUGAAACCCUAACCAAAGUUAUUGAUGCCUCCCUCUUCCCCUGUAUGCCCGUCACACUAGUCCCGCAGUUAGAAGUGUACGGACAAGCCGAGUUCCUAUCCCUCAUCGUGCCAUCCCCUAAUCACCAGAGCAAAUCACCAGGCCAAAAAGUUGGCCUCUCUUUAGCAUCCUCUCUAGCAGCAGCUGGAAUAGGGAGCAGCGCCAUGGGCUACAGUGUCACUUCAGCCACUCAACUGGAAGACAAGCUCCGUGUGGCUACUGAAGCAUCAGCCACCUCUUUAGCUUCCCUCCAGCGACAAAUCACGUCGCUGGCUCAGGUAACUCUCCAAAACUGACGGGCCCUAGACCUACUGAUGGCAGAAAAAGGAGGUACCUGUCUGUUUCUCCGGGAGCAGUGCUGCUAUUACAUCAAUGAAACAGGCCUUGUGGAAGAAAAUGUCAACAUUCUGUAUUGCCUCCAAGAGAACCUCCGCAGGAAGCAGAGCAUACCAGCCUUGUCUCUCAACUGGUAGCAAUCCCCCAUGUUUACCUGGCUAGCUCCCAUUAUCACCCCCAUUAUCCUUGUGUGCCUUCUAAUGCUAGCCCCUUUUUUCCUCAGGUUUUUACAGGCACGCAUGAGGGAAAUCUCCAGGAUGGCCAUAAACCAAAUGCUACUUCACCCCUACUUCCAACUCCCAACUGAGGCACUAGCCAACUGACCCCCCUCCGCCCCUAUUCAGCAGGAAGUAGCCAGAAAGAAGAGGCGUCCUAUAGUAUCAAAAGGACUGUCUGCAUUGUCCUAGAGUAUAUGAAGUAACUACAAUCAACUCUUCGGUUACAAUGGAUUCCUUGGUUUCUGGUUUGUCAGCAUCUGAAUUAAUUUCAGGCAUAGAAUGACCUUCUUGGAGGGCAUUUGCUGCUUCUUGUGCCUUUUCCAUCCUGAAAGAAGCCUCCUGAAUACUGCUCUGUGUCAACCAGGGGUGCUUUAGACAUUCUUCAGCAGUGGCUCGAUCUCUGUAAAGAUACAUGUAUUACGGUUAAGACACGUUAGAACUUCAAUUAAAAUUAGAGCAUAUAUUUUGGGAAGUAUGAAAAGCUGGCAAAAGUCUUAGUGUGAUUCCUGAAUAAAACUAUUAGUUUUGGAGUUUGGGUAUAAUUUUCCAAAAUGUUGAAAUAUUUUAAGUUAUCCCUGAAAUGCUCUCAAGAGACACCAAGAACAGAUUAAGUGUCUGCUAGAGUUUAGCUGUCAAAAUUUUACUGUCAAUUUCUACUCACCAUGAAUUAUGUGCCAUUUACUGCCAUGACACAUUUGCAAUAAUACAAUUUUGCUAAUUAAUAUUUAAAUCCUGUUAAACAGAGGUAUGGUUCACUUUUUUUUUUAAGACGGAGUCUUGCUCUGUCGCCAGGAUGGAGUGCAGUGGUGCAAUCUCGGUUUACUACAACCUCCACCUCCUGAGUUCAAGUGAUUCUUCCACCUCAGCCUCCCAAGUAGCUGGGACCACAGGUGUGUGCCACCAUGCCCGGCUAAUUUUUGUAUUUUUAGUAGAGACAGGGUUUCACCAUGUUGGCCAGGAUGGUCUCGAUCUCUUGAUCUCAUGAUCCGCCCACUUUGGCCUCCCAAAGUGUUGGGAUUACAGGCGUCAGCCACCGCACCCAGCCAUGGUUCACAUUUGCUAAAAAUAUUUUUGUUUUUGCCUCCUUUUCUUUCAACAGAUGUAUUAAGCCAAGGGUCACCUAGUUUUAUGUCAACAUUUUUGUGUUUCCAUUUUGGUGUUUUAGAUGUUGAACUAUUUUUGGUUGGAGCAGAUUCAAUAAAAAACUGACAAGAUCAGUAUUAAAACUAAUACUUACUCAGGUUUCUUAACUAAAAGUGCCCUGAUGAAGUCAACAGCUGACUCAGACAAAAUAUCAAAUUCUUCCUCAGAAUAACUUAAAUUCAUCUGUGAGAUGUUUAAGAAUGUUUCUUGUUUAUUAUUGCCUAAGAAAGGUGAUAUUCCAGUAAGCAUGACAUAUGUUAACACUCCAAUGCUCCUAAAUUAGAAAGAAAAUGUAAGAAAAAUUAGUACCAUACUCAUUUCUUGAAACUAAUUUGAUCAAUUUUUCAUUAGUAACACUUACCACAUAUCUGUUGCCAUGCUUAUAGGAUCAUAACUAAGAAUUUCAGGAGCUAGUAUCAGAAAGAGAAGAUACCAUUUAGCUUUGUGCAAAAAAUUCCUAAUUUGCUUUUAGAGAUAAAGUAUUAUAAACUAUAAAGCACAUUUGGGCUAAAAUGAAAGGUUACCACAAAUUAAUAUAGAACCUAACUAGAUGUUUGUAAUUAACUUGUUUACUUUUCAUACUUCUACCCACCAUUGUUGAGUCCUAGUGUUUUACAAAUAUUUAAAUAUUUUAAAAACACCAAAUAUAAACUGACAAUUUCUGACACCUUUCUCUUUCACACCCUCUGUAAUCAAACAUUGUCUCUAUCAGAUUAUGGCUUUUAAAGCUUUCUCAUUGCCACUGACAUUUCUGCCUCCCCAUUGGCCCACUCUUGUCCAUGGUACUUUGUCCUCUUACCUGGGCCUUUUCAACUACUUGUCCCACCCCUCUGAUCUUUUCUUUACGUUGCAGUCAGAGUGAGCUUUUUAAAACAUCUACCCAUUAACAGAAAGUCAGCCAACAAAGUUAAAACAAAAAUUGAGCAUUCUGAGACUACAGGCAUGGGACAAAGUUAACUAAGUUGCAUCUAUAGGACUAAGAAAGGUAAUAUGCUUUGAGGCUGGGUGCCCAGCAGUUUGCAAGGACAAGGCAGGAGGAUCGCUUGAACCAGGAGUUCAAGACCAGCAUGAGCAACAUAGUGAGACCUUGUUUCUAUAAAAAGUAAACAAAACUCAGUUGAGUGUCACGGUGCAUGCCUGUAGACCCAGCUAAUGGGGAGGCUGAGGUGGGUGGAUUGCUUGAGCCUGGGAGGUUGAGGCUGCAGUGAGCCAAGAUAGUGCGACUGCACUCGAGCCUGGGUGACAGAGACCGUGUCUCAGAAAAAAAAAAAGCUUUGAUAUAAAGCAAAUUGCUGCCACACAUAAACACAAUAGAAAGACUGUCAAAUAUGCAAGGAUUCAGGAAAAAUAUAAAAAUCUACUCAUAAUCCAGUUAACUAAAGAUGAUCUUUUUCAAAACUAUACAAAUAAAGAGGCUAAACUAUUAAAAGGGAGUCAAUAAGUACUGAAUCCAUGGGAAAACAGAUCAGAGACUAAAACACUGUGGUAAUUACGAUGUAAAAAAAGGAAUGAAAAUGUUCUAGUUCUAUGAAAAGACUAAAUACUCAAAGUCAUGUAUCUACUGCUUUGUUUGUGACAAACCCUCAUAGAAUAAAUGAGUGGGAGGAAGAGGUUAGAAAGGAAAUGCUAGGUAUGCUAGUUUCCUAAAUUUUGAUUUCUAAAAUGGCUGAGAAACAGAAGUUGAGAAUGUUACUUAUAGGUUUUAGAAGAAAUGACUAGGAAUUAAAAAUGAAAUGCAUAGCAUCCAAAUUACUGGGGAUGAAACAGUAAAACAGACCACAUAGCAAGACUGUGGGAGGAGAGGUACAGGAAAUACCAAUAGCUUCCUUUAUUGAGUGGUUAUCAUGUGCUGAAUACUGGUUUAAGGGCUUUGUAUAGCAAAUACAAUUAAAUCCUUACAAAUUCCCUGUGAGGUUGGUACUAUUACUAGCCCCAUUUUAUGGACAGAGGAAUCUGAGGUAUAAAGAGAUUUAAGGGCCACGGUCACAUAGAAGGCAAAUACAGGGGUAGAGGAGAGACCUACUCAAGAUGGCGCGGUGAGAACAACCCAGGAUUGAAGCUAUCGGUGAAUGCGCGGAGGGUGAGUCAGGGCCACAUUUCCAGACGGAUCUUUGUUGCCCACAGAACGGGGAAAUCCCCAGGUAUAAAAGAGAUGCGGGAUGCCAGCGCAGUGGUUUUGGCUGGUGCAGCCGGCGGCUGGUGAUACAGCGCAGUGGCGCUCCACAGCGCUCUGCACAAAGCGCACUGGUCCGGGUGCCCUGUUUAAUCGGCAAUCUAAGACUUGAGAGGGCAGAUUGGCAUAUCCAUCUGAUUGAAUGGGACUUGGACAGUGAGCCAGGCCAGGAGAUUUCAGGGAAACGGCGUUUGGGCCAGUGCUGUGGGACAAACAAAACGGCGAUUCCAAACGCUCCGGGUGGAGAGUUUAACUGUGGGCACAGCUGAACCCAGAACGGUGCAGCUCGGUGGGGGGGGGGGGGUGUCCGCCAUUACCGAGGCAAUCCGCCCCUAUUGAGGUUACACUCCCAUUGCUGACACAGCCUGCGGUUGCCAAGGCAACCCGCCACAAUAGAGAGACUCCGCCGCAGGGCGUAGCCCAUAGCAGCAGGGCGGAGACCGCAGCAGCAGGGCAGAGCCUGCAGCAACAGGGCGGACCUCACACCAGCAGGGCAGAGCCUCAGCAGGGAAAUAGUGACUAGACUGCCUCCUAGCUGAGCAGGACAGCGCAAUGGACACUCAUAAAGAAAGCCCCAACCCCCCCAAGACAGAGCAUCUGAGAAAAAAAGGGUUUUUUUUUAAUGAGUUCUGCUGCAGCAGAAUUAAACGUAGCAGCCUAACAGCCCUGAAUGAACAACAGAGCUCACAGCUCAGCAACUGAGCUCCUAUAAAGUACAGACUGUCUCCUCAAGCAGCUCCCUGACCCCUCUAUAUCCAGAAGACUGAUAUUUGGCAGGCAUCAUUCUGGGACAAAGAUAGCAGAAAAAGAAACUGGUAGCAUCCCUCACUGUUCGCAGCUGUUAUAGGUGCACCCCAGACAAGCAGGGCCUGGAGUGGACUUCAGCAGUCGUACAGUGGAGGGGCUAGACUGGUAGAAGGAAAACCAAGUAACAGAAAGACCUCAUCAUCACAAUCUGGGCAUCCACUCAGAGACCCAAUCGAAAAGUCAGCAACUACUCAGACGACAGGUGGAUAAAUCCACAAAGAUGGGAAGAAACCAGCGCAAAAAGGAGGAAAACACCCGAAACCAGAACACCUCACCUCCUACAAAGGACCAAAACUCCUCACGAGCAAGGGAACAAGGCUGGACAGAGAAUGACUGUGACGAAAUGAUGAAAUUAGACUUCAGAAGGUGGAUAAUGAGAAACUUUUGUGAGCUAAAAGAACAUGUUUUAAAUCAAUGCAAAGAAACUAAGAACCUUGAAAAAAGAUUCGAGGAAAUGAUAACAAGAAUGGGCAACUUAGAGAAGAAUAUGAAUGAAUUGAAGGAGCUGAAAAACACGACACGAGAACUUCGCGAAGCAUGCACAAGUUUCAACAGCUGAAUUGACCAAGCAGAAGAAAGGAUAUCAGAAGUCGAAGAUCAACUCAAUGAAAGAAAACGAGAAACCAAGAUCAGAGAAAAAAGCGCAAAAAGGAAUGAACAAAGCCUCCAAGAAAUGUGGGACUAUGUGAAGAGACCUAACCUACGUUUGAUAGGUGUACCAGAAUGUGACAAAGAGAAUGAAUUCAAGCUGAAAAAUACUCUUCAGGACAUUAUCCAGGAAAAUUUCCCCCACCUAGCAAGGCAGGCCAACACUCAAAUGCAGGAAAUACAGAGAACACCACAAAGAUAUUCCGCAAGAAGAGCAACCCCAAGGCACAUAAUCAUCAGAUUCACCAGGGUUGAAAUAAAGGAGAAAAUACUAAGGGCAGCCAGAGAGAAAGGUCGGGUCACCCGCAAAGGGAAGCCCAUCAGACUCACAGCAGAUCUCUCGGCAGAAACACUACAAGCCAGAAGAGAGUGGGGGCCAAUAUUCAACAUCCUUAAAGAAAAGAACUUUCAACCCAGAAUUUCAUAUCCAGCCAAACUGAGCUUCAGAAGUGAAGGAAAAAUAAAAUCCUUUGUAAAUAAGCAAGUACUCAGAGAUUUUGUCACCACCAGGCCUGCUUUACAAGAGCUCCUGAAAGAGGCACUACACAUAGAAAGGAACAACCAGUACCAACCAUUCCAAAAUCACACUAAAUGCUAAAGAGCAUCAACAAAAUGAAGAAUCUACAUCAACUAACUAGCUGGGCAAAACAGCCAGCUAGCAUCAAAAUGGCAGUUUCAAAUUCUCACAUAACAAUAUUAACCCUAAAUGUAAAUGGACUAAAUGUACCAAUCAAAAGACACAGACUGGCAAAUUGGAUAAAAAACCAAAACCCAUCAGUGUGCUGUAUCCAGGAAACCCAUCUCACAUGUAAGGAUACACAAAGGCUCAAAAUAAAGGGAUGGAGGAAGAUUUACCAAGCAAAUGGAGAGCAAACAAAAGGAGUUGCAAUUCUCAUCUCUGAUAAAAUAGACUUUAAAGCAACAAAGAUCAAGAGAGACAAAGAAGGCCAUUACAUAAUGGUAAAAGGAUCGAUACAACAAGAAAAGCUAAUGAUCCAAACAUACAGGACCCAAUACAGGAGCACCCAGAUACAUAAGGCAAGUUCUUAAUGACUUACAAAGAGACUUAAGACUCCCACACAAUAACAGUGGGAGACUUUAACACUCCACUGUCAAUAUUAGACAGAUCAACCAGACAGAAAAUCAACAAGGAUAUCCAGGGCUUGACCUCAGACCUGGAACAAGCAAACCUGAUAGACAUUUACAGAACUCUCCACCCCAAAUCCACAGAAUAUACAUUCUUCUUAGCACCACAUCACACCCACUCUAAAACUGACCACAUAAUUGGAAGUAAAGCACUCCUCAGCAAAUGCAAAACAACUGAAAUCAUAACAAACAGUCUCUCAGACCAUAGUGCAAUCAAGUUAGAACUCAGAAUUCAGAAACCAACCCAGAACCACACAGCUUCAUGGAAACUGAACAACUGGCUCUUGAAUGGUGACUGGAUAAACAAUAAAAUGAAGGCAGAAAUAAAGAAGUUCUUCAAAACCAAUGAGAACGAAGACACAACAUGCCAGAAUCUCUGGGACACAUUUAAAGCAGUCUCUAGAGGAAAAUAUAUAGCAAUAAGUGCCCAUAUGAGGAGAAUGGAGAGAUCCAAAAUUGACACCCUAUCGUCAAAAUUGAAAGAGCUAGAGGAGCAAGAUCAAAAAAACUCAAAACCCAGCAGAAGACAAGAAAUAACUAAGAUCAGAGCUGAACUGAAGGAGAUAGAGACAUGAAAAACCCUUCAAAAAAAUCAAUAAUUCCAAGAGCUGGUUUUUUGAAAAGAUCAACAAAAUAGACAAACCACUAGCCAGAUUGAUAAAAAAGAAAAGAGAGAAAACCAAAUAGAUGCAAUAAAAAACGAUAAAGGGGAAAUCACCACAGAUUCCACAGAAAUUCAAACCAUCAUCAGAGAAUAUUACAAACAACUCUAUGCACAUAAACUAGUAAACCUGGAAGAAAUGGAUAAAUUCCUGGACACCUGUGUCCUCCCAAGCGUAAACCAGGAGGAAGCUGAAACUAUGACUAGACCAAUAACGAGGUCAGAAGCCGAGGCAGCAAUUAAGAGCCUACCACACAAAAAAAGCCCAGGUCCAGAUGGGUUCACAGCCGAAUUCUACCAGACACACAAAGAGGAGCUAAUACCAUUCCUUCUGAAACUAUUCCAAAUAAUCCAAAAAGAGGGAAUCCUUCCCAAAUCAUUUUAUGAGACCAACAUCAUCCUGAUACCAAAACCCGGCAGAGACCCAACGAGAAAAGAAAACUUCAGGCCAAUAUCCAUGAUGAACAUACAUGCAAAAAUCUUCAAUAAAAUAUUGGCAAGCUGACUGCAACAGCAAAUCAAAAAACUUAUCCAUCAUGAUCAAGUAGGAUUCAUCCCGGGGAUGCAAGGCUGGUUCAACAUACGCAAGUCUAUCAAUGUAAUUCACCACAUAAACAGAACCAAAAACAAAAACCACAUGAUUAUCUCAAUUGAUGCAGAGGAGGCAUUUGACAAAAUUCAACAGCCCUUUAUGCUAAAAACCCUCAAUAAACUCGGUAUCGAUGGAAUGUAUCUCAAAGUAAUAAAAGCUAUUUACGACAAACCAACAGCCAAUAUCAUACUGAAUGGGCAAAAACUGGAAGCAUCCCCUUUGAAAUCCAGCACUAGACAAGGAUGCCCUCUCUCACCACUCCUCUUCAAUAUAGUACUGGAAGUUCUAGCCAGAGCAAUCAGGCAAGAAAAAGAAAUAAAGGGUAUUCAAAUAGGAAAGGAGGAAGCCAAAUUGUCUCUAUUUGCAGACGACAUGAUAGGAUACCUAGAAGACCCCAUCGCCUCAGCCCAAAAACUCCUGAAACUGAAAAGCAACUUCAGCAAAGUCUCAGGAUAUAAAAUCACAAGCAUUCCUCUACACCAAUAACGGACUUAAAGAGAGCCAAAUCAAGAACGAACUGCCAUUCACAAUUGCUACGAAAAGAAUAAAAUACCUAGGAAUACAACUCACAAAAAACGUAAGGGACCUCUUCAAGGAAAACUACAAACCAUUGCUCAAUGAAAUAAGAGAGGACACAAACAGAUGGAGAAACAUUCCAUGUUCAUGGUUAGGAAGAAUCAGUAUCAUGAAAAUGGCUAUACUGCCCAAAGUAAUUUACAGAAUCAACGCUAUUCCCGUCAAGCUACCAUUGACUUUCUUCACAGAACUGGAGAAAACCACCAUGAACUUCAUAUGGAACCAAAAGAGAGCCCACAUAGCCAAGUCAAUUCUAAGCAAAAAGAACACAGCGGGGGGCAUCACACUACCGGAUUUCAAACUAUACUACAAGGCUACAGUAAUCCAAACAGCAUGGUUCUGGUACCAAAACAGAGAUAUAGACCAAUGGAACAAAGCAGAGGCAUCGGAGGCAACACAACAUAUCUACAACCAUACAAUCUUUGAUAAACCUGACAAAAACAAACAAUGGGGAAAGGAUUCCCUGUUUAAUAAAUGGUGUUGGGAAAACUGGCUAGCCAUGUGCAGAAAGCAGAAACUGGACCCCUUCCUGACACCUUACACUAAAAUUAACUCCAGAUGGAUUAAAGACUUAAACAUAAGACCUGGCACCAUAAAAACCCUAGAAGGAAAUCUAGGCAAAACCAUCCAGGACAUAGGAGUAGGCAAGGACUUCAUGAACAAAACACCAAAAGCAUUGGCAACAAAAGCCAAAAUAGACAAAUGGGACCUAAUGAAACUCCACAGCUUCUGCACGGCAAAAGAAACAGUCACUAGAAUGGAUCGGCAACCAACAGAAUGGGAAAAAAUUUUUGCAGUUUCCCCAUCUGACAAAGGGCUGAUAUAGAAUUUACAAAGAACUCAAACAGAUUUACAGGAAAAAAAACAAGCCCAUUCAAAAAUGGGCAAAGGAUAUGAACAGACACUUUAUGAAAGAAGACAUAUAUGAGGCCAACAAUCAUAUGAAAAAAUGCUCAUCAUCACUGGUCAUUAGAGAGAUGCAAAUCAAAACCACAUUGAGAUACCAUCUCACGGCAGUUAGAAUGGCGAUCAUUAAAAAAUCUGAAGACAACAGAUGCUGGAGAGGAUGUGGAGAAAUAGAAACACUUUUACACUGUUGGUGGGAGUGUAAAUUAGUUCAACCAUUGUGGAAGACAGUGUGGCGAUUCCUCAAGGCCUUAGAAAUAGAAAUUCCAUUUGACCCAGAAAUCCCAUUACUGGGUAUAUAUCCAAAGGACUAUAAAUCGUUCUACUACAAGGACACAUGCACACGAAUGUUCAUUGCAGCACUGUUUACAAUAGCAAAGACCUGGAACCAACCCAAAUGCCCAUUGAUGAUAGACUGGACUGGGAAAAUGUGGCACGUAUACACCAUGGAAUAUUAUGUAGCAAUCAGAAAUGAUGAGUUCGUGUCGUUUGUAGGGACAUGGAUGAAUCUGGAGAACAUCAUUCUCAGCAAACUGACACAAGAACAGAAAAUGAAAUACCGCAUAUUCUCACUCAUAGGUGGGUGAUGAAAAAUGAGAACACAUGGACACAGGGAGGGGAGUACUAAACACUGGGGUCUAUUGGGGGGAAAAGGGGAGGGCCAGCGGGGGCGGGGAGCUGGGGAGGGAUAGCCUGGGGAGAAAUGCCAAAUGUGGGUGAAGGGGAGAAAGGAAGCAAAACGCACUGCCAUGUGUGUAGCUAUGCAACUGUCUUGCAUGUUCUGCACAUGUACCCCAAAACCUAAAAUGCAAUAAAAAAUAAAAAAAAAAAUACAGGGGUAGAACUCACACCAGUUUCUGUAUAUAUAAAAUGACUAUGGGAGGCACAAACUUACCUUUUAAAAGGUGAGUCAGGGAAAGAAAAAGAGGAAAGUCCCUUUGUUUUUCUGUAUUAUAUACUUCUGAAUUACUUGUAGUUUUUUUUUUCUUUUUGCAUUGUGCUUGUAUUUCCAAUAUAUUUUGAGACAGGGAAAGGUACUUGGUAGAAAACUGAAAAUUUACUAAGGAACAGAAAGCUCUAAAACACAACACUAGCCUGGUCAACACAGUGAGAUCCGUCUUUACCAAAAAAAACGAACAAAAAACGGGCCCACUGUGCUGGCGCGUGCCUGUGGUCCCGGCUACUCAGGAGGCUGAGGCAGCAGGAUCUCAAGUUGGGAGCUAUAGCAAGCUAUGAUGGAGCCACUGCACUCUGGCCUGGGUGACAGAGUGAAACUGUCUCAAACAACAAAGCAUUUAAACAAAACAAAAUCCCAAAAUCUUUCAGGGCAGUGAUUACUAUUUUGAUUUUUCAGCUCACAGACCUUUAUUUUACAGUCCUGUGUAUUUGAACUUACAGUGGUCCCCAUUACAUUUGGCUAAAAUACUUGGGUUGCUGCUUUCCCUAAAGAAACACUGUUAAGUCACAUCACUAAACUUAAUGGUCAUGAUGCAUGUUAGCAUAAUGAAAAGUAUUGCGGCCCAUUAAAAUAUAUAAACAAAUUUAAAGGUUGUUUCUAUGCCUGUGUCAUCUUUUCUUACCUAAUUAAGGAUCUUUAAAAAAAUCUCUGAAUUAUUUUUGGACUGUCAUUGCCAUGCAGCUUUGUUUUCUUCAACCCUGUUGGCCCUCCUGAGUCUUUGUGCUUUGGAAAGUUCUUCUCUUGUAAGAUCCUCAGUCUUUCAAGGACUGCUCACUCUUUUUACCCUCUUCUUUGAAAGGAGACCUGCUCUCCUCAUUCCCCCUCUUCUAGCCUGUUUGCCCACUUCACACUUCUUCCCUCAGGCCCAGGCCACAGACUUCUCCACUCCUGCCACGGGUGUCCUCCUCUUCUCCCGGGUCUGCUGUCAGCUUAGGUGACUUCCACAAUGAUGUUCAUGACCCAGACAGCUACCUUCACAGCUUCUUGAUUACCUGGUCUAAAGAACUGUCUUUCCAGCACUAUAUCCAAGGCCUCAUAAUUACAAAGCGCUAUUUCACCACUAAAAUUUUGAAUAUUAAUUUUUUUUUUAAAGACAGAAUCUCGGUCUGUCACCCAGGCUGGAAUGCAGUGGCAUGAUCUCGCCUCACCACAACCUCUGCCUCCCAGGUUUUCAAGCGAUUCUCCUGACUUUCAAGUAGCUGGGAAUAUAAAUGUGUACCACCAUGCCCGGCUAAUUUUUGUAUUUUUAGUAGAGAUGGGGUUUUGCCAUGUUGGCCAGGCUGGUCUCAAACUCCUGGCCUCAAGUGAUCCGCCUGCCUUGGCCUCCCAAAGUGCUGGGAUUACAGGCAUGAGCCACUGUGCCUCACCUAAAUAUUAAUAUUCUAAUCUCUGGUCACAACGUCUAAAUUUGGCAGCCUUAUUCUACUACAGAUACUUUUAAAACCCAUCAUUCAAACUGUUACUCUUACAAACUCCUAUUCUUCUUCCCGUCUGUCAAAUAAAGUCACAGUUGACUUUUUUACCCAACCUAGACCCAUACAGUAUCAUCAUUCAGCUGCUCUCUUGCUGCUAUUUCAGUGUUUAAGCUCCCUUUCUUUCUGCCAGAAGUACUAACCAUGGAUCCAACCAAAUGCCCUCUCUGCUCCACACUUCUGUGGAACCCUAGACUUGGCAAUUCCUUUAUCAAUGCUUGUUAUCAACCACAGCAUCUUUAAAGAUCCUUACUUGUUAAACAUCCUCCCACCCUCAGAUAGCUAAUAUCCUACUUUGUUAAGAAAAUCCUCUCCUAUUCCUUUUAGAAGUAAUCCCUUCAAAUUCUCUUAGCCCUGUAGUGAAGAAAGAGUGAAAAGAUCACCAAUUUGGUACCUGACUCUUGAAAGUUUUCCAUUGUAAAAUUUAAUCCAAAGAAAUAAAUCUCUGAUGGUGGAAUUUCAAUAUAGCAAUAGCUGGCCCCACUCUGAGUCAUACCACAUGGACAAGUCUCCUAAUGAAGGUGAUGCCUGACCCCAGAGCAAAACUACUUUUAUGAAUACUUACCCACAUACUCAGGGGUACCCAUAAUUUCUCGGAGCUCUUCACUGUUCUUCAAUAUUCUUGAAAGGCCAAAGUCAACGAUCUUAAUGUCACCCAAUGGAGAGUCACUUGUCAACAGAAUAUUCUGAGGCUAAAAAACAACACACCCCCACAGAAAUCAACACAACUCUGAUUAAGCACACAAAACAUGUAGCCCAUAAAACAUACAUUUCACCUGUGAAACUGAGACUGAGGAAUUUAACAGCAAACAGUCAUUUAUUAAAGAAAUAUUUUUACAAUAUACUUCCUAUGUAUAAGGCUGCAGGCCUAGUAUUCUCUUAUAUUUUCAAUAUCUUCCCCUGCCCUGGCUUUUCCUCAGCAUAUAAACACGUUUCUGUCCCUACCUUAUGGAAUCCAUUCCCCAUGACCCUGAGUCUCCUAUCCAGGCAGCACACUCACUUCCUACUAUUCCCUCAAAACUCAGCUUCUUGAAAGCAUGGUCUAGUACAAUUGGUAUCAUUUCUCAUUCCCACUAAAUCUCCUUUACUCCCUGGACUGAAUCUGACUUCAUUAAGGUCACAAUAACUUUAAUAAUUGAAGACCCACCAAAUCCUGUGUCUUUCAGGGACUAUUUUGUAUGCAAUGAUUUCUGUAUCACUGGGCACUGCCAAGCUCCUUACAUUGUUGAAAUUCCUCCCCGUUUUCUCCACGUUGGAUCUCUCCUUUCUUCUACAGAUCCCUCACUACUUCCUCUGUUUUCCUUCUGUUGUCCUUUUAGAUAUUUGUGGUGUUCAAGAUCUCUUGCGGCAUGGCCCUCUUCCCCCACCACUCUGCAUUCUAUUUUUGAGCAAUUUCAUUUUCUUCCAAAGCUUCAGCUGCCACUUAUAUACUGAUAACUUCUACCCUAAGUCCUCUCCAGACUUAUGAGUGGGGAUAUGUGGGGUGAUGACACAUACAGUAAUGGGAAAGAGCUCCCCAGAGCCACAGAAUCAGUGAGGUUCAUAUCCCUAGAGUCAUUUUUACCCAAUGGAAAAUAACCUAAGAUACUUUCACUAUAAAAAGACAAGCAAAUAUAUUAUGGACUAGAAUGUAAAAUUCAUUAAAUUUUUAAAACACGAAAUGUGAAAGAAAAGUUUGUGUUUGCAUUAUAAAGCGUCCUCACUUAGUUUCCUGCCAUUAAGAAUAUUCCCAAAGGUAAGCUGAGAAACAUCGGUAAAUUACAAAUAUUUCACUACAACACCCUGUGUUUUAUGAUUGGGCCCCUGCUUCCUUUUCAAGAUUAAUUUCCUGUCAUGGCUCCAAAGGCAAUCUGGGCUCCAAAUCAAACAGUCUGUAAUCGGUAAAUAAGACAGCCACUCCCACAUCUCAUGCCUUUGCAUGUGUACCGUCUUUGCUCAGGACAUCCUCUCUCUUCCUCUCCCUGACAAAUUUAUUCUCAUCCCUCACUCCGUGCAUGAUGGGUCUCAAUAAAGCACCAAUUCUUGUGCAAAGCCUGUCCUGGCCUCCCCUGCUCCUUCCAGGGUGGGCUUGAUGGCUGCCCCGUCCCUACUUCACAGCAUGGAUACACAGCAUGCUUAAUCCAUUGUUUUGUUAGCUGUUUAUGUUUCUGUCUCCAUCACAUUGGUCCCCUAGAUGUAUAGAAUGAAUGCUCACAUUUCCUUUCCUUCCAUUCAUAUUCUGCAUCUCCAUCUGAUGUUUGUCCUCUCCUUCUACUACAAAUCACAAAAUCCAGUGAUAUUUUUCAAUGCUUUCUUCUGGACUACUCCCUUAGCAGUGUUUGACACACUUAACGACUCCUUCCUUGUUUACAUAUUAUUUUUCUCUUGGCUCCCAUGACAAAACACUCUCCUGGCUUUCUUCCUAUCUCUGGCUGCAUCUUCCAUCUCCUCUGAUAGGCAGCCUUCUUUUACCUGGUCCACUGGAUGCUGGGUUUGUCAAGGCUUGAUCUUGAGACCUUUCCUCUUUUUACUGCACACUCUCACCUUGCAUGAUCUGCACCCAAGGCUUAAAUAUCACCUACAGCUUAUGACUCACAAUUUUUUUCUCUCUUUUGGAUCUCUUCAACCAGCUGCUUAUCUAUUAUCUCCCCUUUGAUGUCUCAAAGGUACCUCAAAUUCAACAUGACCAAAGUCAGACUCCUAUUUUCCUUCCUAAAUCAGAUUCUCACUAUGCCAAUGACAGGUGUCUCAGUGAAUGCUAUGAUCAUACCUCUGAAUAGGAGAGAACAAUCAUCUUGGCCAUUCCUUUCCUCCCUUCUCUUCCAUUUAGCUAACAUGUCACCAUAGUUGAUUUUAAAUACUAAAUUCUAAGCAUUUCUAGACUUUGCCUUUUUCUCUCAUCUACAGAAAAUUAAACCUACCUUUCUUCCUCUAUUGCAAUGGCCUCUUCAAUGGUUUGCUGGGAUCUGUUUCACCUACAUUGCAGCUGGAAGGCUCUUUUGUAUUAUAUAAAUUGGAUCUGUUGUCCCCUUUCCUAAACCCUUCCACAGCUUCCCACUGCUCUUAGAUAACCUCCAAACUCCUUCGCAUGACGUGCAUGUCCUGAGGUCCAGCUUCUGCCUAGCUAGCUCUCCAGACUCAUCACAUGCCAUGAUCCCCUUGGCUCCAUGAAACUGGGUCCCAUAGGACAUUUUCCAGUUUCUCAUACUUGCCAUGCUCUCUCUCUCACAAGAGUGAAUCUGUAUAUGUAUUCUCUCAGUCUAGAACACUUUUCUGUUCUUCUUUGCCUAGUCUCAACUCGGUGAGAAAACCUAAGAUGGUAGUGAGGCAGAUUACAAUUCCCAUCGAUGAGAAGGGCUGCAAUAUGAAAAAGAAAACUGAGUCAUAGAUGGUCCCUCUUUUUACAAAGGGUCUUACCAUCUACCCAACUGUCUAUCCUACCGUUUUCUAUUAUGAAAAUGCCUGUAGGUUUAUCAGUCUGAAUUCAGAAUGGGAAGAAUCUACACCUUCAUGAGGACAGAAACCACAGUACUGAUUACUCUUUUAUCACUGUGAUCAGUGCCUGCCACACAUUAAUAUUUGUUGGGUGAAUAAAUGGAAGAAACGUAACUAUAAAAAAAUUAAGAGCGUGUCUAUUUUGUGUCAGGACAAGUGGUAGUAUAAUUUUAGCAAUAAGAUUGCCCUAUUGUCAGAGUUUAUAAUCAAGAGAAAAUAGAUGGACCUGCCAGGCUCAACUCACUCUUCUGUGCCUUGCACCAUAUACAAAGUGCUCAGGCAAUAAAUAUAUCAGAGUGGUUAAUUCUGCCUUGGAAAAUUACAGAGGAGAUAUGGGAGCAGACCCUGAAGGGUAGAAAGAUUUCCUAAUUUACUCAACAAAAAUUUACUGAUGCCUAAUGAGCUAGGCCCUGGGGAAAUAAGAGAAAACAAGACUUGAGUCCUGUCUUUUGGAGCCUUACAUUUUAACGGAGACAAAUAAGUACACCUCAAGUCGCUUUAAGCACUAGGGGGAACUCAAAGCAGGGUGAUAGGCAAGAGUGGUUACUUGGGGUGUGUGUAUGGACAUGAUAUCUUUAGGGGAGUCAGAGAAGGCCUCUCUAAGAAGGCAACCUGAAGGAGGAAAGGACGAUGCUACAAAAGAGCCAGUCAUGGCUCAGUGUCCUGGAGGUUUGGGGUAUGCAGGAGGCAUUCCAUGCAGGAGGAGCAGCAAGUAGAGGCCCUACUGCCAUGGAGCAUUUGCAGGAAGUCCUGUGUGGCUGGAGGACAGCACAAGCCAAUAGGGGUAGGCUGGUGGGAGGCAUGAAGUCGGAAAGGAAAUGGCUGGGAGCUCACAAGGCUCCGUCAGCUAUCCUGGAGUAAAUGGCAGAAGGCAGGCCACAUUUUCUUUGUUAAUGAGCUUCUAGUUGAUUCUUCAGGAACAAAACACCUAUGUAGCAUCAUGACUAUGAGUCCUCAGACUUUUCAAGGCAAUUUUAGUUUUAGUAAGUUAAUAAAAUACUAUAGUACAACAAAGGGGCUGGGUGCAGUGGCUCAUGUCUGUAGUCCCAGCAAUUUGGGAGGCCGAGGUGAGUGGAUUGUUUGAGCUCAGGAGUUCAAGACCAGCCAGCACAACAUGAUGAAAACCUGUCUCUACCAAAACCACAAAAAAUUAGCCAUGCAUGGUGGUACGAACCUGUAGUCCCAGCUCCUUGGGAGGCCAAGAGAGGAGGAUCACUUGAGCCUGGGAGGCAGAGAUUGUAGUGAGCUGAGAGAGUGCUACUGCACUCCAAUCUGGGUAACAGAGUGAGACCCCUUCUCAAGAAAAAACCAAACCAAACCAAAAACAAACAAACAACUGUAGUACAACAAAAUGUCAGUUAUUCAGGCAAACUCAAUAGGAGGGGUUUGGUUCAGUGAUACGUAUUUGUAAUUGAAUGUUUUGCCCUUUCUAGUACACACAAAAUGCCAAGUGAAAUACUGCUAGGGGAAAUCGUCACCAAAUCUUGAGAUUUUCUUGUGAUUAGUAAACAUGUACAUUCUAUGAAUGUUCUUAAAUACCAUUUGUUCCUUUAAAAUAUUUUAAAUGUUUUCCCCUUUUAUGUAUUUACCCUUUACAUUCCCUGAGAAAUGCUUUCUUUAGUUACUAUGCAAAAACUAAUUGGUUUGGUGGUAAUGUUGUAAAUCCUAAAUUAGCGUGAUCAAAUUAUAAGAAUUUUAUUGUAUCAGAAAUCUAGGCACAGUUAUAAGCAUCUAUGAAACACUAAUGUGAGAGACUUUCUGAAAAUGAAGUUAAACAAUUGAGAGAGAGGUUGCUAAAAACAACACAUUUCUCAUAAAAUCAGUUAUUUCAUGAGAUUUCACAGUUAAUAUUUAUUAUGUGGCUUUUUCCAACUAUGCCCUAUUUUGACCACAGGCCUAUUUUAAAAAAUAGAUCUUGCUUCUCUAAAUAAAAUUUAAGUACAAUUACAGGACUAUAAUCUGUCAGUUCUUGGAUGGUGAAAUAGAUCUCCUUCCAAUAAGCUGAAAUAUGGUAUCUUGAAAACUAAGCUAAGUACCUCAGCAUUUACCUCAGCAAUUACAACACUUCCUUUCCAGGGAAUCCAGUUCAUGAUAAAAAAAAGUUGUGGCACACAAAAUCUAGUUUUAUUUAAAAUGCAUGAAUACCAGGCAGUAAGGGAGAGAAAGCAGCAAGGUCAAUCAACAGAGAGGUGAUGACAGUGGAAUAAGCAGAGAAGCUGCAGAUGGUCCUUAAAGAGACAGAGGCUGUAGGGAAGUCUUACUUAUCUUGGUAUCUUCAUCUUUGUACAUAAACCAUUUGACAGUUACUGAAUAAUCACCACUGGAGAAGACUUAGUGGCUAAGAUCAUUGUAAAAUUGAGGUUAACCUGCUCAAUAAGGCUUAAGGUAUCAUGUACAGGGUUUUAAGAAACAUUUUAUCAGACAAUUAAAGUUCCAGUACAUUAACUAUUAAAACCCAGGUUAGAGUAGAGAAAUAGAUUAAUAUUCCUGUCUAAAUUAAUUUGGGGGACUGUUUAGAAAUGCUGUUGUUACCCCUGCUUUCAAGUAAUAUACUGAUGCUUAAAUUUAAUACUCAUAUAGAAAGUCCCAGCUUCUGGCCACUUUUUUUGAAAUUAAUUUUUAGAAAUUAAUGUUUUAAUAAAAAGUUUUUGUUUCCCCAGGCUGGAAUGCAGGGGUGCAAUCAUAGCUCACUGCACCCUCGAACUCCUGAGCUCAAGCAAUCCUCCUGCCUCAGCUUCCUCUGUAGCCGGGACUACAGGCAUAUGCCACCAUGCCCAGCUAAUUUAUGUAUUUUUAGUAGAGAUGGGGUUUCACCAUUUUGGCCAGGGUGGUCUCGACCUCUUGACCUUGUGAUCUGCCCACUUCGGCCUCCCAAAGUGCUGGGAUUACAGUUGUGAACCACUGCACUGGCCGAUUUUUAAAUUUUUUGCAGAGAUGAGGUCUCACUAUGUUGCCUAGCCUAAACUCAAACUUCUGGGCUCAAGUGGUCCUUCUCUCACCCUCCAGAAGUGCUGGGAUUGCAGCUGUGAGCCACCACACCUGGCCUUUUUCUAGUUUACUUUUAACCAUGAGCAUAACUGGGUGGAAAAGUCAGUGAUAGGAUCUUAGUAUAGUUGUUCCUUGGUAUCUGGAGGGGACUGGUUCAGGGACUCCUUGCAGACACACAAUCUGCGAUGGUCUAGUCCCUGAUAUGAAAUGUUGUAGUAUUUGCAUAUAACCUGCACACACCCUCUUGUAUACUUUCAAUCAUCUCUAAGUUACUCAGAAUAGCUAUUACAAUGCCACACAUCACCUCAUUUGUGUGGAUUUAAUGGAGUACUUGGUGGGGGGCCAAUUCAAGUUUAGCAUUUUGGAACUUUGUGGAAUUCUUUUUCCCCCUGAAUAUUUGCAACCUGUGGUUGGUUGAAUCCAUGGAUGCAGAGGGCUGACUGUACUGACACUGCUGAAAUACUGAAUCAGUACAACACCAUUUGAAGAAAAAAGAGCAUUGGAUUUUAAGACCAGUUUUCUUUGUGCUAUUUUCGGUCAGUCCUCCCUCCUUCUGACUGGAGUAAAACCAGGCCACUCUGCUGAAUGACUAAUUCACCGAAUUAUUGAGACUGUUUUGGUACUUUUAGUUGGUUUUGUUCUGACUUUGCUAGAGUUGUUGUUUCUCAGAUUUGCAAUUCCUGCAACAUUUUAUAUAUUAAAUGAAUGGGCUUUCUCUUAAUCA
Messenger RNA from Callithrix jacchus (white-tufted-ear marmoset), 23151 nucleotides. The record is from RefSeq and is a predicted model, not a curated record. NCBI's taxonomy places the organism in Eukaryota, Metazoa, Chordata, Mammalia, Primates, Cebidae.